GCCACUCACAGACACACAUACACACACACCCCUGCACUAUGCGCAUCCUCCAAGGACACACCCCAUUUGAGAAGACUUUCCCCCACUCCUCAACUCUACUCCUUCAUUUGUGGAGUUUUCCAACCAGGGUUCACUGCAGAAUCCACUGAUUUGAGACAUCAUGACUGAAGAAACAACCGGAGGCAAUCCCACUAGACAGUCUGAUCCAAACAAAGUGGACACCGAUGAGGGGGGUCCGGCCAGGGGCAAGUGGGCCAAUAAAUGGGAGUUUAUGCUCUCCAUGACUGGAGAGAUCGUCGGCCUGGGAAACGUGUGGAGAUUCCCUUUUUUAUGUUACAAGCAUGGUGGAGGAGUCUUCCUCAUCCCAUAUUUCCUGUUCCUGGCCUUUGGCGGUAUCCCCAUUUUUUUUCUGGAGACGGCGCUGGGUCAGUACACCAGCCAAAGCACCGUCACUGCCUGGAGAAAGAUUUGCCCGAUGUUUCAGGGCGUGGGGGUCGCCUCGCUCAUCAUCGUCAUCUACGCCAACAUCUACUACAUUGUGGUGCUAGCCUGGGUCCUCUUCUACCUCUUCAACUCCUUCCAACAUCAGCUACCUUGGUCCACAUGUGAUAACUGGUGGAACACCGAAAACUGUCACGAUCGCUUAAGCGCCUACGCCAACCCGCAUCUGUUCCACCCAAACGCCAACUGGUCCUUCCUCACCAACAUCAGCACCUACGACUACUUUGAAAACGCCACUGACAUAUCCCUGAAUGAAUCCUUCCUGAUGUUGAAGUCCGCUGAGGAGGAAUUCUGGACCAAUCGGGUGUUGAGGAUGUCCGAGUUUAUGUCCCUCGGCAAGGUGCACUGGGAUCUGGCGCUUUGCCUGCUGCUGGCCUGGGCCAUAUGCUACUUCUGUAUUUGGAAGGGGAUUAAAUCCAUGGGAAAGGUGGUGUACUUCACGGCGACCUUCCCAUACCUGUUGCUCAUCAUCCUCUUCAUCCGAGGAGUGUCGCUGCCCGGUGCCGGCGAAGGCCUGAAAUACUACCUCUUGCCCGACAUCAGCAAGAUGUGCAACCUUGAAAUUUGGCUGGACGCGGGGAGACAGGUGUUUUUCUCCUACGCCGUCAGCCAAGGAGUCCUGACUUCCCUAGGAAGCUACAACAAGUACAACAACAAUUGCUACAGAGACUGCUUGGCGCUGUGCCUUCUGAACAGCGUCACCAGUAUCUUCACCGGCUUUGUGGUGUUCUCCAUGCUGGGCUUCAUGGCGUUGAACUUGGAUGUGCCCAUGGAGGACCUCAUUGAUAGCGGUCCAACGUUGGCCUUCAUUGCCUACCCUAGAGCACUCUCAAUGCUACCCGGCUCCACUUUUUGGACCGUGGUCUUCUUCUUUAUGAUGCUUCUCCUGGGUCUGGACACACAGUUUGUGCGCGUGGAGAGUUUAGCAACGGCCAUCAGCGACCUGUUCCCAAAACGUAUGAGGAGACCCUACGCUCGGGAGAUUCUGGUUCUGGUGAUUGUGGUGGUCUGCUUCCUGCUGGGCCUGCCCCUCGUCACAGAGGGAGGAAUCAUGCUCUUCCACGUAAUUGAUAGCUUCGGGUCGAGCGGCACCAGCCUGCUUAUCAUCGCCAUCUUUGAGAGCAUCGUCAUUGGCUGGGUGUAUGGCGCCGAUCGUUUUUUGGACAACAUUGAGGACAUGAUCGGGUACCGUCCGUUUCCCGUGCUCAAGUACUGCUGGUUGUUCGUCACGCCGCUGCUCUGCUUGGCUACCAUGCUGUUCGACCUGGUCCAGACGCACUCGCUGAUGGUGUAUGACUACCAGCUGGGCAGGUGGGGCUUGGCCAUUGGGCCACUGCUCAUCCUCCUGCCGCUCAUCUGCAUACCGGUGUUCAUCCUUGUCUCGUUGGCCAAGACUCUCCAGAACAUGGCGACGUCAUCUGACGAUUUGCGCCAGGCCCGACCUCACAAUCCCGCCCUGACCUUGUGCGGCUUCGUCGUCCGGGGGCCUGCCCGAGCCAGGCUGCCGAGAGAAGGCAUUAAGUCGGAAGUCACCGGUGUUUAAAGGCCGGCUGACAUCAUCUUGUGUGUUUACAGUUCAAGCAGGUAUUCAGGGACCUAUUAAUUGACUUAUUUCUUAUCUUACAUCGUUUACAUAUCCUGAAUCAUGAACAUAUUGUAGCCACCAUUUUGAUAGGGACUCGCGAAAUCCAACAAGAAACUAGACCCCCACCACUAAACUAUGAAGGCGGCAAAUGUCCUAAAAUCCAGCCACUAUCAAUCCACAUUAGUUUCAUUGGACAUUAUCAGUUGGUGGCGGUAAUCCGCCAUGACGAUGGUUUGCCAACAGCCAAUAAGACUCGCAGAAGAAGAACGAGGUUGGACCAAAUUAGAUACUAAUUAGAUACAGUUGUGGUUUGUGCUCAUAUAUUCCACAUUUAAUCAUUAUGUGGUGGGCAAAUAUUAUGACUGUUAACUACAAUACUGUUAUACAAUACGGUACCACUCUGGUUCACGGUGGCAAAGCACUACUUUUGUUUGGAUGAAGCUCCUCAAUUCACUUCUACCUAGUUCCAUGGCACCAAAAUUGUGCCAAAUCAUUCUUUUCAUUUUUGGUCAGAGUUUUUUUGUUUUAAUAAUGAAGGAUAGUUUCUAAAGACAUUUUUUAAAUGUUAGCAUGGCGCGAAAUAAUUACCCCAUGAGGUACGUGAGUAUUUAGGUUUUUUUAAUCUCGUGUAGACACCAAUUUAUUAUACUGUCUUUUAUAUAUGUAUUAUAAACAUAUAUAAUGCUUCCAACAUAUAACUUUCAGCACUUCUGUCAUGUCCAUAUUCUGUAUAACAUACGUUAACUGUAUAUAACAUGUAACAUAACACAUCUGACCACAUUCUUUUGUAUUGAAUGUGAGUGUGUAUGCGUGUGUGUGUGUACGGCCAAAGUCAGUCAUGUGUGUGUGAUGUGAAGCGGCAUUUGAUGAACAGAUGAUUCUGUUUGUUUGGUUGUACAAAUGCUGGCUUGCAUUACGUAUACAUGUGUUUGUAUUUUGUGGUCAACUGUAUGAACUUUUUGAUUAUUCCAAUAAAUAACGUGAUUAUCA
Molecule: messenger RNA, 3076 nt
Organism: Syngnathus typhle (broad-nosed pipefish)
Lineage: Eukaryota; Metazoa; Chordata; Actinopteri; Syngnathiformes; Syngnathidae
Product: sodium- and chloride-dependent betaine transporter-like
Exons: 16
Coding region: 161-2044 (627 amino acids)
Biological process (GO): sodium ion transmembrane transport
Cellular component (GO): membrane
Source: RefSeq, a predicted model, not a curated record